AUGCAGACUGCUGUGGUAUUGCUCUCCUGCCUCGCCUACGUCAGCGCUAUCCCAGUGCUGUUUCUCACUUAUUCAGUCCAGACACCAUUAUCUCAUGUUAUAUUAAUACUAAGACCACGUAUAUGGUUUCUAAGAAUAUUAAGUGUUCCUCAUGGAGCCCAACCUUGGUGUCUUCUGAAAUACCUGUUUCUCGUUGAAGUCCCUCAAAAGUCCCUCAAAAGUCACGUGAUACCCUGUUGCAUCCCUGUUUUGCAACUGACACGCAACAGGACGUGGGUCAACUGUCGAGGCCUCGUGGUUGGGACAGGUGGAGUGUCGACAGCCGUUCGACAGUCGACAUUUGACCCUGUGCGAGUCUGUGGGAGAACUUUACACCAGCACUACGAUGAGCGUUCUGUCCUCCUCGUCCAGCUGUUCGGGUUCUCGCCUCAGUACCACCCGGACGAUGGGAAGAAACCCGGCAAGUUGACGGACUCGAAGGGAGAAAUUCCUCACUUGAACUACGAUCACCCUAUGGCCUGGGGUGUGACGCAGGUCUUUGAGAAGAAUUCCGUGAUUAGUGGAGUUCAUUGGCUGACGAUGUUUAAGGGCGCCCCCAACCCCGAUGUGCUGGAGAGGUUAUCAAAGGGCGCUCCUGCCCAUAAGGUGCUGCAGCAAGCCCUUAAUGAGGAGUACUUUAAGCUCCAUGACGGCAUGUCACUCGAAGUCAAGAUCUGGGAUGGUCGUCUGGGCGCCACUGACCUGAGAGACGGACGCAACGAGGUCCAGGUCAACACACUCGGUAAAAAGGAGAAAUACGUCAAGGUUCACCAGCAAGUUCAUCAAAGAAGCAUUGACGAGUUUGUACUCCAAAACAUGGACCAGGCACAUAAACGAAGUGGACUCAUUGGUGAGAGGCUCGAGAAAGAGAGGACACUUUUCGAGCAGGCGGCCAACAGUGCUUUCUUCAAGGCCAUGGAUGAAGCAUUGGAGAAGGCUGGUCAGAAGCGUUUACCGUCAAUAUAACUACUGUGCAGCAGAACUCCACUGAACAAUCAAAACUUUAAAUUAUGCAUUUCUUUGAGUCAAGGAAAUCCACAGUAUCUCAGGAUUCCCCUUUUAACUUUAAUAUAUAUAAGAUACUACCCUUCACAAAUAAUGUAUGUAAAAUAUCACCUUUCUUCAGUAUACUGUAAUAUUUCUCCUAGAUAGGAUAGAUGAUACAAUCUGUUAUUCUUUAUUGCAUUCUAAUAAUGUGCCACAGGUCAUGAAUCUGAGAAUACCCUCUAUAAAGAAUGAUAUUUUUAUGUCUA
This is a messenger RNA of Penaeus vannamei (Pacific white shrimp), 1292 nucleotides long. NCBI's taxonomy places the organism in Eukaryota, Metazoa, Arthropoda, Malacostraca, Decapoda, Penaeidae. The record is from RefSeq and is a predicted model, not a curated record.